ACGUAAUUUAUGUGACUAUCGAUUGAUUCAAAACAAAGUGUAAACAAAGUCCACAAAAUCCGUGACAUUUUGUGGCGAAGAAGGGAUUCUUUGUCUACAAAUCGACGCCAAAGACCUGAUCCAAGACAUCAUUCAUUUGAUUAAAACAUUUAUUCAUUAUUUUUAGAAAGACUUUCAUUAAUAAAAUGCAAACUAAAUGUUGAAUUGGGAUCAGAAUCAAGAAAUACUUGUCGAUUCAUUCACAAAGAUCGUGACGUGUCUGCACGUGUGACCGCACGGGAGACGGCCGUAGAGGUCGUGCGUAGAGUGACUCAAGUGGUCGGCGGACAGACAGAGUGUUGUUUUAGGUUCGGGAAUGCGUUGUGUUGUGAAUUGAGUUUGAAUUUGUAGAAUAAUAAUGGUUUGAAUGUGUUUUAUAUGACUUGAGCCGCACUUCUCUUGAACUGUCAUUUGAUUGGUUGAAAGCAUUGGUUUUGGUUUUGGUUUCUAUUAUUGACAGCCAUUUGCAGAACGAGCUGACAGUCAGUCACUCAUUGUUGCAAAUAAUGACUGAAGAUAUCGAAUGCGAAGUCGAAUACGACGAUCACGUGAUCGACCACUUCAUCGAAGAAGUUCAAGAAGAGGAAGUGUUGGCCGAAGARAUUGACCAGCAAGAGAUCGGCGGUCACGAGAGCGGCCAACAAGAGGACGACGACGACGAAGACGACGAUGAAGAAGAUCGAGACGACGAAGUGGACGACGACCCGGACGACGAACAGAACGGCGAGUUUGACGACGAAAAGGGAGAAGCGGACGGACCGGGCGAGUGGUCGGCAUUCACGGGGUUGCGGUCGAAACAGUUUUCGUCUGAAGAAUUGGCGAAUUUUCGUCGUCCUUUUGAAUUGGGAUGGAAAAGAGAAGUCGUCUUAAGAGGAACGGUCACGACUUCGGGCAAAAAAAUCGGAGAUGUUUACUAUUUUUCUUGCGAUAAAAAGACAAAACUGCGGUCUUAUGUCGAAAUGGGAUUAUUCUUGAAACGCGCGCCCGAUUGUCAAUUGGAACCAAAGAACUUCACUUUCGCGCGCCAACCCAUCUUCAGACCACCGCAAGAGAUUGUCAGACACGCAAUGCAACGCGGAGGAGGUCCUCACGCUCUCCAACCGUCGCAUAUCAUAGAUUCGGCUCCUUUUGCGCCACAAAUGCCGGAAACGCCUGAAAAAAGCGAACCGUCUUCUGGAGGACAAUCUCCCGUCGCCUCGAGAUCUGCUCGCAAUUCAACGGCCAGUGAAAGCGAAGAAACGGCCAGAUCUUUGGCAGAGGGAAGGGCAAAGAGGAAAAGAGUGGCGCCGACCAGAUUCGAAGACGAAGACUAUUCUGAAUCACCGCUGAAGAAGAAGUCGUCGAAAGGAGUUCCAAACGGACAACCGAUUGCCUCGACUUCGGCCAAGACUGCGUUUGUUUCGACGAAACAGACAAAUAGCGGACAAAAGCCUUCUCUUCAGGAAAAACGACGACAACUUCAACACCAACUCUUACAACAAGUUCACGAACAGAGUCUGCGCAAAGAAAAGGAACAAAUGCAGGCCAAGGAACAGCUCAGGGAUCACGUCAAAGAACAGACUAACGGACAACUCAUUCCUAGCAAUGAAACCACAGAAGAGGCGCCGGAAGUCAAACCCGAAGCGGAAAUCGAUUCCAAAAACGAAUCCAAAACUGAAAAACCGGAGAAAAUGAAUGCAAGAAAAUCGAUCGCUCCUCCGCCGAAACCGCGAGACGAAGACGUGUCGUCUAAACCGGAGGUCAAAGAAGCAGAAAUAUCCGACAAGUCAGAGGCGGAGGGCGUGUCCGAGGCAGCGGCCGGAGCGCCGUGUUCAAUGCAUUGUCCGGGAAGACGCGGAAUGUUACCCAAUCUGAUGUGUUCGCGCUGUUUCUGUCUCUACCACUUGGAUUGCGUUCCCGGCGGAGUAUUCCUCGAAGAACCACGUGUCUUUGUUUGUCCCAACUGUUUGAAACCCGAAGACUCGAGAAAACAGGAAAAACUUCAAAACGGAUUCUCCGAAACUCCGGACAACACUUUGCUCUCAAAGACAUCGCUUUUGGUGUCUUCGACUCCGCUCUUGAUGUCGACUUCUUCGGGACAAAGACCGCAGAAGACAUUCGCACCGAUUUUGCCGAAACCUCCGAAUUUGAGUCAAAACCCGAUUUUCCAACAGAUGGCGCUUAAAAAGAAACCUUUUGUCGCAAAUUCACAGAAUUUAUCUCAACCCUUCAAAAUGACAAACAGAAUGCCAACCGGACAACACAUCCGAGUGGCCACCGGACCGAACGGACAUUCAAUGGUCGUAAAAGACAAAUCCAUUCGUCCGAAAGUUAAGCCCUUUUCCGCUCGUAAAUCCAUAGCAAAUGGUCACAACUCUCGUCCUUCAUUGCCGUCACUCGCUGUGUAUCGUCCCGCACCAAUUGCUCCCAUUGGACCAAUGAAACACACUCCGGCCGAACUCGAGCGCCAAUUGCGACGCUUUCUUCGCCCGAAUCCUCGCAAACGCCGCGGAUAUCGCGAAUGGCUUGAAAGACGUCGUCCAACAGUCGACGCUCUUCUCGCUCCGACCGCUGCUCUUAAUCGCGUUCUGUCUUAUCUUUCGGUAACCGAUUUGGUCCAAUUACGCGCCGUUUCGCGUGUGUGGCGACAUCUGGUGUCUCAACCGCAUUUGUGGCGACGCCUCCUCUUGAAGGGCGUGUCUGUGCAAGACUGGGCGUGGUUGGCCAGAAACGUCAUCGAAACGAAUGCGUCUCAAGAGUUGGAUUUCGACGGGAUUAAGACGGGAGUGGAAGUGGUCGACUUUUGGCGAAACUUCGGACAACUCGUGGAUUAUAUUCGUUCCGUUAGAACUCUUCGCUUCGGAACAGUUCCGACAUUUGUUUUGGAAGAAGUGGUUUCUGCGGCCGAAACUGAAAAUCCUUACAAUUCGUUCUCUUUUUUGGAAAGAAUUUCCGUGAAAAACGCUUUCGACGAAGAAUCCGAUGGAAAACCAGUUUCGCUUCACUUUCUCUCGAGUUUCGCCGCUUUAAAGGCUUUAACAGAUCUCUCUCUCAAUUCGAAAGUUGGCUUUUCUUGUGAAGACCGAAUCGAGGAUCUGCUGAAGACUGUCUUCGAAUCCAUGCAUUUGGAACGUCUGGUUUUGACUUCUCUUAAAGACUUUCAAAACCAACAAUUUGUGUUUCUUCAGUCUCUGCGAAAUCUCCGACAUCUGGAGAUCGGUUCUUGUGUCCAUUGGUUCGACGAUAUGAUCGACGAAUCACUUUCGGGAGCUUUUGUCCAUUUGGGGGCUUUAGAGGGGUUGCAGACGUUGCGAUUGGUUGACAUCCAUAUCGACGACCAAUCAGAGAGUUUGCCUCAAACUCUGCAACUGUUGCGCCAUCUGUCGGCUUUGACUUUCGAUAAUCUUCGGAUAGAUCCGUCGGGUUCUGCGGUUGUCGACUCUUUGGUCGUUGUUUUGCGCGGUCUUCCGCUCAACACUUUCGCCAUUUCGACUUCGGAUGCGCUGACAAACGCUCGAGCAUUGGAUUUACUCAAGAAAUUGGAUUCUUGCGCACAUUUACACUGGAAAGUGGCCGUUGCUGUCGAAGACUCGGGAGAAUGUUUUGUUCCGUUCGCUACGGAAGAGACGGGCGAAGAAGCGGAUGCGGAAGACGCGAGCGAAAAGGAAAAAGUGGAGAAAAGCGUGAAAUACCGAGAUUUGACUUUUUUGAAUGAAAUUCUUCAGUCAGAGCUUCAAAAAGCGAGUCUCGAAAUAAUUCCGCAAUAAUUGAGUCGAAAAUGACUUUCAAUUCGUUUAAUAAUAAACUUUUCAUU
Molecule: messenger RNA, 3832 nt
Organism: Oppia nitens
Lineage: Eukaryota; Metazoa; Arthropoda; Arachnida; Sarcoptiformes; Oppiidae
Exons: 6
Coding region: 546-3785 (1079 amino acids)
Molecular function (GO): DNA binding; protein binding
Source: RefSeq, a predicted model, not a curated record